AUGGUACUCUUUGCUUCGCGGGCGCGUGUCGAGGUGCUGAUCGUGGCCGCAACGACGCUGAAGAUCUCCGCCACCUUGGCCUCUGCGCCAAACACAGGGGAGCUGUCGCUGGCGUGGGCGUUGUGCUUGUUGGUGGGACUGGCGACGUUUCAAGAAUUUCACGUGCAAGCCCUCAAGACAGCCACCUACUUUCCCAGACCCUCAGACUCCCAUGGUCUCGCCCAGGGGGCCGCCGCGCUGCCCUGGGUCUUUUCUUCUCUGAUGCUUGUCGACGGGAGCCGGAAUGGAUACAGCUCCUUUCCCCUCCGCUGCACCCUUGUGUCCUCCAGCCUUGUCUUGGCACUCCUCUUGCUGCUGCCCUCAGGCCAGGCUGGCACCCCAGAUCAAGGCCUUGCUUCGGAUGAAGCAGAUGCAACUGGAAAAGUGAAGAAACACAACGAUGGUGAAUGUAAUGCUGAUUCCAGUGACCGAUGCGCAAGAGUUUUCAAUGCAAAAGGAGGCUUGUUGCUAUCAAGGAUAGGCCUGUGCUGUGCCUACAUGGUGGUGGCUGGACUGGCCUUGACUUCGAAUUUGAGUGCCAAAUUGGAAUCCCAAAUUGAAAACACUGGGUUCUAUAGCCCAGCUGCAGAUGCAACGACAGAGCGCUUAGUGCAUUCUGGCUCUUCAGAUGUUGGGCGUUGGCCCCUCCCUCAGUCCCCAGGAUUGGCACCUGUCACAGUCCUUUUGGCCACAGCCCUGUUGGCUGGGAUCACGUUCCAUGCACUUCUGAAGAGGGCAAAGUUCUGUUUCACCAUUGGGGAAGCCAUAGUUGUGGGUGAGGCCUCUGCACUGCUAGUGUCAAAGUUUCUGGGCCUCAUUGACUGGAAUGCUUUGGCAUUAAGGGAUGUGUUUAGUAUUGAUUGCCUUGUCCGGAACUUGGACUUUUCGACACUGCAGGCGACCAGCAACUUUGUUGUGGUUCUCCUGACUGUAUCAAUAGCUAUCUUGGUCCCAGCGGCAGGCUGUUUGCGUUGCAUCUUUCGAACGCCAGAUGAAAUGCAGUUAGAAGGCAGCAUGUUGUUGCUGGUGUUGUGCUGGGUCCUGGUUGUCAUCCUCAGUGGUGUGGGAUGUGUGCUUGCGGGUGCCCCAGCCAUCUGUGUCUUGAAGUUCGCAUUCUUUUCAGGGAGCCACCGGCUCGUCAUGGGCUGGUGGGUUUUCGUGCUUGUAGGGGGACUGCUUGUAGCUGGAUUCCUUGGCCAACAGCAAACCACCCACAGGGUGAUCCUCCGCAAAUGGUUCCACAUCCUUGCCGUGGUGUUGUUCUUGCCUGCUGAGAUCUUGGCACCCAAACUGCUGCACAUAGCACUCGCUAUUGCCCUGGUCUUGCUGAUGCUGCUUGAGGCCAUACGGUUUGGAUGCGUUCCCAUCUUAGGGCCAGCAAUUCAUCAAUUCAUGGCUCAGUUCACAGACGUCAGGGACUGCGGACCCAUAAUAUGGACACAUGCAUCGCUAUUGAUUGGGAUGGCAGCACCACUGUGGAUGGCUCCCCUCGAUGUCAAUGCUGGCACAGAUGCUAGCGGCACAAUUCUGUCAAGCAGCAGUUUCUUGCCACUAUGUGCAUCUCUGUCUGGGAUUGUGUCGCUGGGAGUGGGUGAUGCUUUCGCAGCGAUUGUUGGUACAAGGUACGGUCGCAUGCCCCUCUGCUCUGGGACCAAGAAAACAGUGGAGGGCACCACCGCGGGCGUCCUGUCAAUGCUGGCAGUGUGGUGGGCUCUGGGUUGGGUCGCUGGGCGACCAGCAGGCGAACAACUGUCCCUCACCUUUGUCUCGCUGGCCACCGGUCUGUUUGAGGCCACGAGCACGCAACUUGACAACAUAUUCCUACCUCUGCAUUGCUUUGCUCUCUUGAACAUGUGCUCCAUCAGCUCGGGCGGUCCAGUGUAG
Molecule: messenger RNA, 1923 nt
Organism: Ostreobium quekettii
Lineage: Eukaryota; Viridiplantae; Chlorophyta; Ulvophyceae; Bryopsidales; Ostreobiaceae
Source: the annotation of a GenBank genome assembly